ACAGAUUCUCAGAGACACACAGCAGACCUCCAGGAUGCUUCAUAUGAGGGUCAAAUGGUGCCUCGGCUUUCAGUCUUGUGCCUUCAAUGUCCUGGUUAUUUACCUCGCCUUGAUACACAGAAGUAAAGGUGAAUCUCAGGUGAUUUGUCCAUCUGAUCCGAUAGUGGCAACAGUUGGUAAUGACAUCAUUUUUCUGUGCCGCCUGGAACCCCCCAUAAGUGCUGUGGGGAUGACAGUGGAGUGGGCGAGACCUGACCUGGACCCCAGAUUUGUCUUUGUGUGGCGUGAUGGAGUGGAACUGGAGAGUAAAAAACAUCUGUCCUUCAAGGGAAGAACAUCAGUGUUCAUUGAUGAGCUGAAAAAUGGAAACAUUUCACUAAAACUGUCAAAAGUGAAACUCUCUGAUCAGGGAACAUACAGAUGCCUCAUUCCACAAUUACUUAAAGACUCUACUAUUAAGCUUGAUGUUGGUGCUGUCUCCUCACCUGUUGUAAGUAUGACCAGAAACAGCAGCGUGGUGGUGUUACAGUGUGAGUCUAAAGGCUGGUAUCCAGAGCCUGAGUUGUUCUGGUUGGAUGGUGAGAGAAACCUCCUCUCUGCUGAAACUACAGAGACAGUCAGAGGUCCUGAUGGUAUCUAUACUGUCAGCAGCAGAGUGACUGUGGAGAAGAGACACAACAACAACUUCACCUGUAAAGUUCAACAGACAAAGAUCAACCAGACCAGAGAGACCUACAUUAUUGUUCCAGAUGAUUUCUUCCCAGUCCCAGACCUGCCUGGUUCUACAUCCAGUUCAUCUGUUCCUACCAUCAUUGGCGUGAUUGUUGGCAUCAUCUUUAUUCUUGCAGUUGUUCUUGUCGUGUGGAAAUGGAGACAAAACAAACUCAAGAACAAGAAAAACAACGAGGAUGAAGAAACACAGAGAAUGAGAGAGAAAAGCAACUCCACAAGUAACGAUCCAGAAAAAGAAUCCCUGAUAAAAACCGAGAGAGAAAGAGAGAUGAUGAAGAAUGAGGACAAGAAGAUGAACUCCUUAAGUGAAGAAACAAAACUUCAAUGUGCAACAGAGAAUGAAACACACCAAAGAGAAACUAACAAUGUUCUGGUCCAGACACAAGAAGGAACACUGCAACAAUCUGUUAGUGAAGAAGCAAACCUUCCUGUUCCAGUAAAACAAGAAACAGACCAACUACUGAAAGAAGGAAAGAUAAAAACUGGUUUGGACAAGAGAGAAGAAAAGACUGAACCAACAAGUAAAGGAGCAGAAUCUACAGGUUCAGCAGAAACAUGCCAAAAACAGUCAGAGCAACAGUCUAUAAAUAAUGAUGGAGAAGGACAACCAGUGGGUAUCAUAGCAGGAGAAGUAAAGAAAAAUGAGGAAGAUGAAGAAAAGAAAACACAAUCUACAACUAAAGCAGAAAAAGAGAAGGAGACAGAAAUGGACAAAGAGAGGGAAAAACUUCCGAAACAACUACAGAAAAAAGAAAGAGAAGAGAAAAAAUUUGAAGGAAAGAUUUCUAGAUAUAAUAGACUUAUGAAGGAACAAGAAGAACAGAUAAACCAACUCAGAGCACAGUUGGAGGAGGUGGAGAAGAAGCUUCAGUCAGUAAACAGUGAAGAAGACGACGCAGAAACACAGAAAGUAGCAGCAGCAGAAGAAAAAUGUGCAAAGAAUGAUCUGGAGAAGAAGAAGGCAGAACUUCAGAAAGACUUACAAAAAUUAGAGGAUGGACUACAGAGAAACAAGAGUGCUUUAAAUACUGCAACAGGAAAGAAAAUGAAAAUAACAAAUGAAAAGAAGGAGAGUCAGAAUGAUUCAGACGAGGAUCUUUGA
Molecule: messenger RNA, 1834 nt
Organism: Scomber japonicus (chub mackerel)
Lineage: Eukaryota; Metazoa; Chordata; Actinopteri; Scombriformes; Scombridae
Product: butyrophilin subfamily 3 member A1-like
Exons: 6
Coding region: 35-1834 (599 amino acids)
Source: RefSeq, a predicted model, not a curated record